UCAUCCUCCACCACCGCUGCACACAAUGAACUCGACCGAGUGGUGCCAUUCCGACUACUGCCUCUCCUGCGAGCGCCGUCCGGUUCAAGGCGGCGAAUCACCCUACUGCUCGACGGAGUGCCACAACAACGACCACCGAAACUCGCUCGUAUCUCGUCCUUCCCUGGUCUGCAUAGAGCCUCCGUCAGAACCCCCACGCGAGACUUCCUCCACCGACUACGCCCGCAUCAGGGCCUGGCGGCAGGACGUCGCUCCAGGCGCACCCAAGUCUUCCCAACGCCCAAAGUUCUCCCUCCCCAAACUCAUUUCCCCAUCGCGACCACUCGCGCCAUCACUCACACACCCCAGCUCCUCCUCCUCCUCGGGCAGUCCUACUCCCUCACGUCCGAUCGCGACCCCGCACUCCGUUAACCACGCCACUCCCUCCUUCCACCACUCCUCAGAGUCCCUCACCAUGACCACCUCGUACCUCACGGAGUCCGUCGCAACCCCUCACUCGGGUGAUCUCCCCUCUCCACCCACCUACAAAUCCUCCCGCUUCGACAAGCUUCGAACCGCGGUCGUAGGGUCUUCUCCCAAACACUCGCAAACCUACCGCAGCCCACCUGCCCAGCCUAACAUCCGUGGCAUCGACUCUGUCGUCAUCCUCGGCCCCUCUCACCGCGGCCUCCUCACCGUCUCUGACGAGGACCUCAUCGCGGCUGAAAAGCCAAGCGCAUACUCCCGCGGAGAGGACAUGGUGUCCGCAUGGCUCGGUCCACCACCCUCUCAGCAACCCCGACGACCUCUCGAGUCCUCUGAUCUCGCCAACGGAUACCGAGGGCGGAGGAAGGGUGUCCCAUGCAUGUUCUGAUUUUCUUGAUUUUAUUCUUCAAUCUCAACUAGAUUUCUCUUCUUCUCUUCAUACGCACGAUCAACACUCUUUGCGGACUCGUCUCUCCACUCUAUUUUUGCCAUACCCCCAUGUUCACGACUUCCUUUCUCUCAUGCUCCAUCUCGUCCCACUCCUUCCUAUGUUUUCCAUUUAGUACUCCGUUCCGCUUUCUCCCACCCGAGGAUCAAAAAACUUCCUGUUCUUCCAAAAGGUCCUCCCUUCGUGGUCGUUCUCACUCAAUCGCAUACAACUCGCAUAUCAACCGUUCUCCGCUCUCGUCUCAUCGCAUAUCCCCCGUUCAAUCAAAUCUCUCACUCCACCGUAUAUUCUUUCGUCGCAAUUACCCAUCAUCCACUCAACCCUUCGCACUUCGUCCUGGCUACUCUACCGGCCUCUUUCCACUUUCUGUUUGACAGCGUCCCCCAUCCCCCACCCCCGUUUCAGCUUCUUGUCGAUAUAUAGUUUCUCUUUGCGUCCGGCUCACGUUACAGGCCCGCUUACCCUCUGCAUUCACGUCCUACCCCCCUCAGCAUCUUUC
Molecule: messenger RNA, 1412 nt
Organism: Stereum hirsutum FP-91666 SS1
Lineage: Eukaryota; Fungi; Basidiomycota; Agaricomycetes; Russulales; Stereaceae
Exons: 2
Coding region: 26-853 (275 amino acids)
Source: RefSeq, a predicted model, not a curated record